Molecule: messenger RNA, 1291 nt
Organism: Spodoptera exigua (beet armyworm)
Lineage: Eukaryota; Metazoa; Arthropoda; Insecta; Lepidoptera; Noctuidae
Source: the annotation of a GenBank genome assembly
AGUGUCUUCUAUGUCAAUGUCAAAUGUCAAUGUCUUUAUUUAUUGUCUUUGUCUAAAUAAAAUAGUGUAAUUUGGUUGAUUUACUUUCUUGGUUGAGUUAUCUAUAGAUUUAUUAAACCGAAUUUGAUUUCGUAUUGUUGUUUCUGUGAUUUUUUGCAGCACUUUGCGCAUGUAUUUAAACAUGCUCAACGCUGAGUUGAACACUGUGGACCCUGGAAGAUUUGCGAGUAAUUCGCAAUCUAUAGAAUUUGGUCCAUGGCACAUAUCAUACGAUGUUAGCUGUAUACUGCCGAGCGUUUGUUCCACCAAGCUCGUUUGCGAACGCGAAGACGAUCAAUUUUGCCAGUUUUGUAUAUAUUGCAAAGAGCUAAAGAUACCACAUUUUCCUGAUAUGGUGUUUCCUAAAAAUAUUCUGAAGCUGAACCAUAACAGUGGUGCACAAAUAUGUUUUAAUCCUCUUGAUUCUCUUAAAUGUGUUGCAAGCAGGAUGGAAGCUAUUGAAGUGUCAUGUGCUGAAGCUUGGCAAGAAGCACGACCAGAUGCACCAAAACCAAAGAGGCCUUUUGAUUGGACAUUUUCAACUGAUUACAAAGGGACACUCACAGAUAAUAUUGUUGUAGAGGCAACCAGUGAAACAAUUGAUUUUAAUUUACUGAAGCAAAAGGAACAAAUCCUAUUCUACCAUGAUUUAACUUUAUUUGAAGAUGAACUUCAUGAUCAUGGAAUAUCCAAAUUGUCAGUGAAAAUAAGAGUGAUGCCGACAUACUGGUAUGUGCUGCUGAGAUACUUUCUGCGAGUAGAUGAUGUACUGGUGAGGUCUAAUGAAACGAGAAUGUUCCAUUUGCUGAACUCAGAUUAUGUUCUCAGAGAAUACACAGUAAAGGAGGCACAGGCAAAAGAUUUAAAUAUGCCUACAGCUCACAUGAAAGAAGCUGAUGAUGUGAUACCAGUUCUACCAGUUAAAGAAAAAGUAACACACAAAUUAAUUGUGAAUAUACCUCCUAAAUAGAGUGCUUUGAUCUCCAUUAAUUAUAUUAUUAAAUAUUAAAUAAAAUAAGUUGAGCAAUUUAAUAAAUAUGUAGUUAUAUGGGUUGUAACUACACUAUAACAAUGAGCAAUUGAGAAACAAUGAAAUGUUAACAAAUGAGAAAAUAUUAUGGUGUUCAAACAUUUAGUAAAAUGUCACUAUUUUAAAUUAUGAGUCAUCACUUUGUGAAUAUUAAGUUUCUUAAAAACGAAGCCUUCCACUAUUAGAGUUACAGAGUUGCCAUAGAGGUCAUGUUAUUGUAAG